Molecule: messenger RNA, 1123 nt
Organism: Amphiprion ocellaris (clown anemonefish)
Lineage: Eukaryota; Metazoa; Chordata; Actinopteri; Pomacentridae
Product: caveolin-2-like
Exons: 3
Coding region: 122-622 (166 amino acids)
Biological process (GO): caveola assembly
Cellular component (GO): caveola
Molecular function (GO): molecular adaptor activity
Source: RefSeq, a predicted model, not a curated record
CAGUAUACUAUGUUCCACCUGGGUGUCAGCGGCAAGCCUGCCAUCCUCCAGCUGCAACCUGCUCCUCACCCUCCAUGUUUCCAAUGAUACCAAGCAGGGCAACAGCUUCAGCUUAGUGGAAAUGGAGGAGCCGAGAUUAAAGGACGAGAGAGCAGCAGGGGAAGUGAUGGAAGUGAAGGUGGACGUCGACGCUGAAGAUCUGGAUUGCAGCCGCAGUGACACAAGGCCUCUGAUUCACGACAGGGAUCCCAAAAGAAUCAGUAACAGUCUUAAGGUCAUGUUUGAAGACGUGAUUGCAGAACCUCCCUCGGUGCGUAGCUUUGAUAAAGUGUGGCUAUGGAGUCAUGCCCUGUUUGAGGUAUCCAGACUGUGGUGCUACCGCUUCAUCUCCCUCCUGCUGGCAGUGCCGGUCUCUCUGGCAGCAGGGAUCCUCUUUGCUGUGCUCAGCUGCCUCCACAUCUGGCUGAUCAUGCCCUGUGUACAGCUCCUUCUCAUCAAUAUGCACUGGGUCCAGACUGUGUGGGCCAACACGCUGAACAUUCUAAUCGGUCCCCUCUUCACCAGCAUGGGAAAGUGUUGUGGUCAAAUCAACAUCCUUCUGGCAAAAGAUGAAAACAAAUAGAAGGAUAAACUCUGUGUAAAUGUUUGACGAUAACAGAGAAGCAAGUGGUAAUGGAAUGCAUACUAAUACCUCAUAGGGAAAUUAUGAUCUGUAUCAUAACUCUGUGUGUUUCUCCUCACCCGUCGAGUUGAUUGUUUUGUAAUGAUGCUGAUGUAUAAUGCAUAAAGCUACUAAAUAGACCAGGACCUAAUAAAUGUGAAACAACAAGCAUACCCUGUGGAGAUUUUAGGUGAAUAAUAAUAAAAAAUGCUCAGUGCACAAAUACAAAACACAAAACUAGUGAAAGCAAAUUUGUAUGGAAAAAAUGAUUAAAUUACAAAAUUGUCAACCCAGAAAUUUUGUAUCUGUUGGCAGAAAGAAAUGAACAGGCCUUAAGAGGCCUAAUGGAGCCACUAUACAGUCCUCUGGAUGGAUUGGUGAGGUUUUUGAAAAAUGCUAUAAUGAGGUUGCUAUGUAAAAAAUAGCAUUGCAAAUAUAUCAAAUAAACAACCUUCAACAAGU